Messenger RNA from Lasiodiplodia theobromae, 912 nucleotides. Its product is annotated as putative oxidoreductase, short chain dehydrogenase/reductase family. The coding region runs from base 1 to 912 and encodes 303 amino acids. The record is from RefSeq and is a predicted model, not a curated record. NCBI's taxonomy places the organism in Eukaryota, Fungi, Ascomycota, Dothideomycetes, Botryosphaeriales, Botryosphaeriaceae. Gene Ontology annotation, cellular component: membrane. The transcript has a single exon.
AUGUCGGUCACAUCAGGCCAGACGCUCUGGAGCAAUGGCUUCAACUUCACCGAACGGAUCCACCGGGACACAUAUCCCUACAUCGACCCCAUGAGAGCCGAUCUCUCUGGACGAGCGGUCUUCAUUACAGGUGCAUCCAGGGGCAUCGGACGCGCCACAGCACUGAGUUUCGCUCGCGCCGGCGCCUCAUUCAUCGGCAUAGGCGCUCGAUCGGCAACCGAGUUGCAAUCUCUGGAAGACGACAUCAUACACGAAGCCAACAAGGCCGGCAGAGGAGUGCCUUUGGUUUUCCGCGCCACGCUGGAUGUCACGGAUAUCGCUAGUUGCGAGGCCGCCGCCAAGGGGGCUCGUGAAGCAUUCGGCGGCAGGCUCGAUGUACUCAUCAACAACGCUGGAUACAUGGACAGACUGGCACCACUGAUGGACUCGGAACCAGACGACUGGUGGCGCACAUGGGAGAUCAACAUCCGCGGGCCCUAUCUGGUGACGCGGGCGUUUCUGCCGCUGAUGUUGGCAACGCCAAGCGGGUGGAAGACCGUCGUAUCCCUCUCCAGCUUGGGAGCGCAUACUUUGAGUGCCGGGGGCACGGCAUACAAUGUGUCCAAAUUGGCACUGCUUCGCUUUUCUGAGAUGCUCAAUGUCGAGUACGGCGCGCAAGGUGUCUUGGCAUUUUGCGUAAAUCCUGGGGGAAUAGAGACGGAUCUGUCACGCACCUUGGACGAAUCACUGGCAAAGGAAUACCUGACCGACAGUAUCGAGCUUCCCGCAGAUUCGAUCGUUUUCUUGGUGCAACAACGCAGGGAGUGGCUUGCAGGCAGAUACAUCAGCUGUACAUGGGACAUGGAAGAUUUACUGGCGAAGCAGACGUCCAUCGUAGAGCAGGAUUUGCUCAAGGUACGGAUGGCUGUCUAG